This is a messenger RNA of Trichechus manatus latirostris (Florida manatee), 3892 nucleotides long. RefSeq names its product leucine rich repeat containing 24 (gene LRRC24). The record is from RefSeq and is a predicted model, not a curated record. Bases 2228 to 3802 code for a protein of 524 amino acids. Gene Ontology annotation, molecular function: protein binding. The transcript has 4 exons. Lineage: Eukaryota; Metazoa; Chordata; Mammalia; Sirenia; Trichechidae.
ACCUGCGCUGGCGACGUCAGGUCCAGGCGGCCGGGGCAGGAGGCACGGGCCCACAGUGCGCGUGCGCUUGCGGGAAACCCGCCCCUUCCCGGGCCGCUGCUCCGUUGCCCCGGGGUCGCCGCGGGCUGGGAAGGGGAGCCGCGUGCCGCUACAGCGUCAGGUGAGGGGGCGCGCGACCCAAGGUCACCGGGCCGUGCGGGCGGGUUAAGGGCACAGCCCUAACCCCGGCUCGCACCGAGAAGGACGCGCUUCCUGGCGGGGGUUGGGAGACGCGGAAACCACACCCUGGGCCGGGCUGGGAAGACCUGCGCGGUAGGUGGGGGCAGGCAGGGGUAGCCGUGGGGGUCCAAAGGGCAAUCCCGGCGGCAGCGCUGCGGAGAUGCGCGGGAGCCGCCCACAGACUCCUGAUGGAGUCUUGCAGAGCGCCCAAGGACAGGUGCAGGGCUUCCCUCCUCUUCCCCACUUCCCGCCCGCACACAGAUGGGGGCCCGUAAAACAGUACCAGGCACCACCAACUCCUGUGCGUGGCGCCCGCCCUUAGUCCAGCCGGAUUAGGGGGUUGUCUGCUGGGUAAAGGAUUUCUGGGCUAGCCUUCUCCCCUUUCCCCACACUGGGCCCCAUCCCUGCCUAGGUUGGCCCUUCUACACAGACCUGCAUCCAGAGAUUCCUGUGAGCAGCAGCGCCCUGAGUCCCGAGGAGGAGGCCAAGAAGGUUCUCCAUCUGAGGCCUGAUUGCUGGAGGCUAGUGGGCAAGGCCUGGAGCCCUGGGUCAGCCUUUGUGCUUGGGGAAAUGGACCCCAGGGGCCCAGAGAAUGCUCCCAUCUUUCUGGGGGUUCAUACACAUCCUGGACACCUGGGAACUGCUUCUGCCUGGGCCAAAGCUUUUUCAUUAAAACUAUUGCUGUGCUUAAGUUUCCACACCUCAUCUCUAUUAAUUUAUAUAAUUACGUGAGUUACAAUUUAGAAUAAGAUUUAAGCAAACAACAAAGACAUGUGACACCUCUUCUCAUGACUCCAGCCUGUGGGGAGACUGGUGGACAGGUAGGGGCUGGGCGGGGGGCUCACCCUUUGCCCUGCUGUCCCUGGCUCCAGAAGAGCUAGACUUCUCCACUGGGUUCCCACCUUUAAAAUGGGGCUUUUGCCGGGAGCUAGACCCAGGCCUUCCAUCUCUCCAGGGUCACCGCUGCAGUAUGGCCCUGCACAUUCUUGGAAGUCACUGCCCACAGAACCCAGUUGGGCAGCUGCACUAGAAACCCAGUUGGUGGCCCAGGGCCCCUCUCUCACACCCCAGCCCUCCUGGGGACCCCACUUACCCCCAAAGACAGGGAUGUCCUUCCGAAAACCAGCAUGGGGAGCACAGCUGUGGCCCCUGGACUGCCUUUCCUAUUGCUUUCUGCAUCCCCACCCUCUUAAUUCCCUGAGAAAAAGCCACAAUUCUAGCUAAGUUGCUCCACCCCUCAGGAGGGCAGGGGCUGGACAGAGCUGUGCCUUCAACUUCCCGAGGCCAGUGGCUCCUCUGAGGCCAGCUCUACCCAUAUCCCCACCGAGUCCAACAGGUGAAACCUAGGAAGGGGACAGAGCAUGAGACCAGGGGACUGGAGUGAACCUCAGAUGGAGACAGGGACACUGGCAUUGUGGGGUGCCUUGUCCUGGGGGCACAAAAGGGACCUUGGCUCUGGGCGUCAUGCCUGCCCCACAGGGUGAAGCGUCUGUGUGGUCGGGGAGUGCAUGCCCUGUGCCUCCUCUCCCCCUGCCCACGCUGGGGUAACAGCUGGAACUGCUGCCCACAGAUUCCCAGCCCAGUUGUAGUGCCUCACCAGGGGGCAGGGAGGACAUGAGGGGCUGGCCACAAGCAGGAGCAGGAAGCCCUUCAGCACAGGGCAGAGUGGGAUGGGACGUGGGUUGUGGGGCUGGGGUGGUUCUCCCCACCACAGCCACAUCCUGGGACCAGACUGAGGAGACCAGGAAUUCCAACACCGAAACUGAUGUCCUAGAAAUUUAUGAAACGGUUUUUGUCAGGACAGGAGAUGAAAACAUUUUAUCUGUUUCUUAAUCUGAUUUGUAACUUUUUGAAAAUUAGAGGUAUGGUGUGGGCCUCACCUGUGCUCACUCUUGUGCCGGCUCCCAAAUGUUAGGGCCAGGUCUGCUCACUGUGUUUCAGGAGCAGCCUACCCCCAGCGGCCCGUGGGAGGCCGCAGCUUUGUGGUCCGCAGUGGGUCUCUCGGGAGAUGGCCCCGGGGGUUCCCGCGUUGCUGCUGCUGCUGCUGCUGCUGCUGCCGCCGCCGCCACCCGGGCUCCCGCCCCGCGCCGCCGGCUGCCCAGCAGCCUGUCGCUGCUACAGCACCACGGUGGAGUGCGGCGCCCUGCGGCUGCGCGCUGUCCCACCUGGAAUCCCGCCGGGCACGCAGACGCUGUUCCUGCAGGACAACAGCAUCGCGCGUCUGGAGUCUGGCGCCCUAGCGCCUCUCGCCAACCUGCGCCAUCUCUACCUGCCCAACAACAGCCUGCGCACCCUGGAGCCCGACACCUUCCGCGCGCAGUCGCGAUUGCUGGAGCUUGCGCUCACUGGCAACCGGCUGCGCGGCUUGCGCGGCGGUUCCUUUGCCGGUCUGGCCCAGCUGCGAGUGCUCUACCUGGCGGGCAACCAGCUGGCGCGACUGCUGGAUUUCACCUUCCGGCACCUGCCCCGCCUGCAGGAGCUGCACCUGCAAGAAAACAGCAUUGAGCUGCUGGAGGACGAGGCCCUGGUCGGGCUGUCCUCGCUGGCCUUGCUGGACCUCAGGAGGAACCAGCUGGGCACCAUCAGCCGCGAGGCCCUGCUGCCCCUGGCCAGCCUCCAGGUCCUGCGUCUCACAGAGAACCCAUGGCGCUGUGACUGUGCCCUGCACUGGUUGGGCACCUGGAUCAAGGAGGGGGGCCAGCGGCUGCUCAGCUCCAGGGAUAAGAAGAUAGUGUGCGCAGAGCCCCCUCGCCUGGCACUUCAGAGUCUCGUGGACGUAUCUGGCAGUAGCCUCAUCUGCAUCCCGCCCUCCGUGCACGUGGAUCCGCUGGAGAUCACAGCCAAUCUGGGUGAGGACCUGCGGGUGGCCUGCCAGGCUUCUGGCUACCCGCAGCCCCUGGUCACCUGGAGAAAGGUCAGCCAGCCUCGCGAGCGGCGGCCUCAGGCCCAGGCCCAGGCCGACGGCGGGGCGCCGGGCCUGGGCGGGCAUGGAGCCCCGGACACGGGCAGCGGCAUGCUCUUCCUCACUAACAUCACCUUGGCACACGCGGGCAAGUACGAGUGCGAGGCCUCCAACGCCGGCGGCGCCGCCCGCGUACCUUUCCAGCUCCUGGUCAACCUGUCUCAGCAACAGCGGCUGCCGGCGCCCCCGCCGCCCCCGGCCGCCGGCCCGGUCAGCCACGAGCCCCUGUACGAGGCGGGCAGCAUGGCCUUCCGCGCCCUGAGCCUGGCCACGCAGACGGCCAUCGCGGCGGGCAUCGCGCUGCUCGCGCUCACGGCGUUGCUGCUGGCGGCCAUGAUCUGCCGCAGGCGGCGCAAGCGGAAAAAGGCGGCGGGGCCGCCGGGGGAGAGCGUGCUCUUCGUCAACGACUAUUCGGACGGGCCCUGCACCUUCGCCCAGCUCGAGGAGCUCCGUGACGAGCGGGGCCACGAGAUGUUCGUCAUCGACCGCUCCAAGCCCCUCUUCACCGAAGGGCCGGUAGCAGAGGCGCUUCCAGACCGCGCCUCCACCGAGGGCGCCGCGCCGGGCUCUGCCCAGGGCCUCCUGUUCCCGCCGCCGGUGGCCUACGAGAUCCGCUGCUGAGGCGGCGGGCGGGCGGGCGCGCGCUGAUGACGUGGCCGGCAGUCCCCGCGGAUUGGCCGACCCAACCUCGCGCAUGCUCCGGCGCGCGAG